Messenger RNA from Erigeron canadensis, 3789 nucleotides. Its product is annotated as disease resistance protein RPV1-like. Gene Ontology annotation, biological process: defense response; signal transduction. The transcript is spliced from 5 exons. NCBI's taxonomy places the organism in Eukaryota, Viridiplantae, Streptophyta, Magnoliopsida, Asterales, Asteraceae. Gene Ontology annotation, molecular function: ADP binding; protein binding. Bases 221 to 3679 code for a protein of 1152 amino acids. The record is from RefSeq and is a predicted model, not a curated record.
UCUUUCAAGAAAAUAAAAUCCAAUCAAAUCCUAACUUCUAUCUUUCUUCAUUAAUAGUCAUCUGACUUCUAUUUUCCCAAAAAUAUGUUUACUGCUGUGUAACCAAGACUUCAGGUAGAUGGCAUAUAUGUAAUCAUGAUCAUAAUCUUUGAUCUACUACUGCUGUGUAACGUAUACUUCAACUUCAACCAGAAAACUGUAAAGAAUAGUUAAGAAAUCUAUGGAGAAUCUUGCAGCAAGUGCUAAAAAAAGAAAGCAACCUGAGGCAAAUUCAGAGGCAGUUUAUACUGAAGUCAAGCACCAAGAUUUGGCAUCAAAGAAGCAACGAGCUGUGGCAUGGAAAUAUGAUGUGUUUGUAAGUUUUAGAGGUGAAGAUAUUCGUAAAAGCUUCAUUGAUCAUCUUUUCAAAGACUUCAAGCAAAAUGGAAUUCAUGCUUUUAGAGAUAAUAUCGCAUUGCCUAGAGGAGAAGAAAUAUCUCCUCAACUUUACAAUGCCAUUGAAAAUUCAAGGAUUUUGAUGGUUAUCUUCUCCAAAAAUUAUGCUUCUUCAUCAUGGUGUCUAAGGGAACUUGUGAAGAUUCUCAAUUUAAAGCAGAUGGAAAAAGCGCACCAUGAAGUUCGAAUCUUGUUUUAUGAUGUUAAGCCCGAAGUGGUGAGGAAACAAACUGAGAACUAUGCCGAAGCAUUUGCCAAACAUCAAGUAUCAAAUAGAGCAGAGGUAGAUGAAUGGAAGAGAGCUCUGACAAUGGCAGCUAGUUUAUCUGGAUGGGAUCUUAAUGACAUGACAAAUGGGUAUGAGUCAAAGUUUAUUGAUUGUAUCUCCAAAGACAUCCGUAAGACAUUAUGUGAUGUCCCAUUACAUGUCGGUGAGAACCUAGUAGGUGUAGAUGCUCGUUUAAGUAAGCUGAACUUGGUGCACUUUAUUGGUUCAAGUAAGGUUAAUAUGAUUGGAAUUUGUGGUAUUAGCGGAAUAGGAAAGACCACCAUCGCUAAAGCUAUUUAUAACUCCAUGUAUGCGUACUUUGAGGGAAGUUGCUUCUGUGAGGAUGUCAAAGGAGUCACCGAACGACAAGGGCUACCUCAAGUCCAGAAGCAAUUUAUUAAUAAGAUCAUGAAAACCGAAGAUGUGAAGAUAUCCCAUAUUAGUGAAGGAAUUAUGUUAAUAAAGAAGAAAGUAGCAUGUGAGCCGAUCUUCCUUGUUAUGGAUAAUGUGGAUCAUCACGAGCAGUUAGAAGCUCUAGCAGGUUCACAUGACUGGUUUUGUCCUGGGAGUCUGAUUAUUUUCACUGGUAAAGACAAACAGUUGCUAAGAUCUCAUAGAGUUGAUACAAUUUAUGAUGUGGAGUUUUUAGAUGAUCGUGAAGAUAUUCAGCUUUUUUGUUUGUAUGCUUUUGGCCAAACUUAUCCAACACAAGAUUUCAAGGAACUCUCGUACGAAGUUGUCAAAUGUUUGCAAGGGCACCCUUUGGCUCUCAAAGUUGUUGGCAAUGCUUUGUUUGGAAAGUCUACGCGUAUAUGGAGAAGUGAAUUAAAUAAACUCCAAAAGUACCCUAAUGCAGAGAUACAAAAAAGACUGCGACCAAGUUUUGAUUUGCUAGAUUUUGAUCAGAAAAGUAUCUUUCUCGAUAUUGCAUGUUCCUUGAUAGGGGAAAAUAUAGAUCUUUGUGUACGUGUACUUGAGAGCGUUAAUUGUUUUGCGGAUGCUAACAUUGAUGUUCUAGUCGAUAAAUCACUAAUUACAAUAACUUUGGAUGAUUCGCUUCAAAUGCAUGAAUUGAUUCGAAGUAUGGCUAGGGAAGUUCUACGUGAAGAAUCUGAUAGGCGUAUCCGGUUGUGGGGGCCAUCAGAUGUUUACAGUAUACUUGGUGAAAACAAUAUUUUAACAGAUACAGCUAAAGAAGUUGAAGUUCUUGUCCUUUCGCAAGAGAAAUCAACUAAAACGGUUCACGUGGAUUGUAAAUCUUUUUCGAAGAUGAAAAAAUUACGGAUCCUUAAAGUUUGUUAUCCACAGCCAAAAGACUUUCGACUCUCGUUUCAAUUGAGCGUAUCCACGGACAUCAGUGUGAAGUUCUCAGGAAGUUUGGAUUUUUUAUCCAAUCAGCUAAGAUUGAUUUAUUGGCAUGGAUAUCCUUUCAAGUGCUUGCCAGCAAAUUUUUAUCCAGAGAACAUUGUUGCCAUUGACUUGUCUUUCAGCAACAUUAAAAGAUUUUGGACAACUCCUAAGUGUUUUAAGAGCUUGAAAGUGAUGAAGCUAAGGCACUGCCGUAACCUAAAAACUACCCCUGACUUCACAGAGAUGGUCAAUCUCGAAAAGCUAAUUCUUGAAGGCUGUGUGAGUCUGGUUAAGCUUCACCCAUCAAUUGGAAUGCUCAAGAAGCUUGUUAAGUUAAAUAUGAGAGACUGCAUACAAAUUUGGAGUUUCCCUUACAAAGUUGAAUUGGAUUCUCUUCAAGUUCUGAUUCUUCCUAGAUGCUUAAAAAUGGACUACUCGACUCAGGAAUCGGGCAUCCUCGAUAGUUUGAUGAAGCUUUACGCUUAUGGAACAACCAUAACAGAAUUUCAAUCUUUUAUAUCGUCUCUAACUAACCUUCAAGUGCUAGAGAUCGGUAGAUAUGAGCAAACCGAGUCUCCUGCCUGGUGGCCAUCAAUCUUCCAAAAGCAACCACAAAGUUUGGUGUUGUCUUCUUUGGCAAGUUUACGAUUGCUAAAAGACCUCAGACUUAGAAACUGCAAUAUAUCCGAGUUGUGCCAUGACAUUGGAGCCUUGUCAUGUCUAGAUACUUUAGAUUUGAGUGGUAACAACUUUACUAACUUACCUGGAAGUUUGGGUCAACUUUCUCGCCUUGAAGAUCUUAUUCUGAAUGGUUGCAAAGAGCUAGAAGUGUUGCCAGAACUUCCAUCAAACAUUGUGCGUCUUCAAGCAUCUGAAUGUACCUCCUUGCAAGAACCGCCAAGGCUAUCUCACCGACAACGUAUACUUGUGUGGCAUGUACAAAAUUGUCCAAAAAUGUCUGGGAACGUUAACAUAGAUGAUAGCCAGGUGUCUAUGGCGCAGACUCGAUUUAUGGAUUCAGAUGCGUCUACAAACCAGUUUUUAUUUUUUGUCGAAUGUUUGGGUAUCCUGAGCAACAUAAGUGAAUUCUUCGUGGGAGAUAAACAGUUGACGUUAAUAUUAAGUGGGAAAAGAAGAAUUCCACGGUGGUUUACAAAUAAAAGCAAGGGAAGUCAUAUAAAGAUAGAAUUACCCCCAAAUUGGUGCUUCUCUAAGUUCAAGGGAUUUGGAAUUUGUGCUGUAUUCGAGCUCAAGGAGUCUCAUCGUAAAGGAUGCCCAGGAUUCUCGGUAAACAACUUUGACGGAGCCUCUGUAACCGAGUUCCGUUCAAAGACAAUCACAGGAAUGGAUGAACCAGGAUUCUUUGUGUUGUGUGUAUUUUUUACACGUGAUCAGGGCUGGGAAAAAGCAAAGAAUUUUGUCACGGUUACAUUCCAAGAUACUACUAGUAUUUAUGAGGUGAAGGAGUGUGGUGUAAGACUUCUUUGUGAUAACGAUGAUGAAGAUUUAAGACAACAACAAGAAGAAGAAGAAGCAUCAGUGUUAAGUAUCAUACAACACCUCUCACCAACCAGCGGGUACUUAUUCUUAAACGACCGUGGUGUUUGGACCGGCAUGUAUUUUUAAUAAAAAAAAUUGUGUAGUUUAUAAAUUUUCUUAAUCAUAGCUUAAAAAUGACAGUACUUUACUCAUUUGAUGUUUAAUUUGCUAGAAUGCGUUUUCAAAUAGUUUUUAUA